GUAUCAUCUCGUCCAACAUUGCAUUUGUUUGCUGCUUUAUCCACUGGCGCCAUUAAUCUCUCAUAACAAUCUUCCAUCAAACCACCACAUCGCACAUCAUCAUGUCGGUCCCUGAACAGGCCCAACCGCUCGACACUGUCGCCGAAGACCACUCAACUCAAGAGACGCCCGCAAUCGAGAACAGACAAGAGGCACAAGCGGACCUCGCAAAGCUACAAGCUGCCGCCACGAAAGAGUACUCGCUCAAGAACUAUGCCCAGGCCUCAGAGUUCUACUCGCAGGCUUCAGAGCUCCAGAUGCAGCUCAACGGUGAGAUGUCUCUGGAUAAUGCCGAUCUCCUCUACCAAUACGGCCGCUGUCUGUACCACCUGGCAGUGAGCAAGAGCGAUGUCUUGGGCAACAAGGUCGCUGGCAGUGGAGAGCCUCAAAAGAAGAAGCGCAAGACAAAGUCCAGCCACGACGCCCUCAAGGACGGCGAGCAGAACAUGGCAGAGGAAGUCGUCGAAGCUGUUGUAGAAGAGAAGGAUGGAGUCGCUACAAAGAAGGAAGACGACUCUGCAAGCAAGCCCUUCUUCCAGAUCACCGGCGACGAGAACUGGACCGACAGCGAAGACGAAGGCGACGAUGCCGAAGCAGAGGACGGCGAAGACGAGGACGACGAUGACUUUGCCAUUGCAUACGAGAUCCUGGAUAUCGCUCGCGUUCUGCUUACUCGCAAGCUCGACACGAUACCUCAGCACCUUGACGGCAAGGGCAAAGGAAAGGAAACUCUGGUCGAGAAUCCCGAAGCACGAACUGUCAUGGACCGCUUGGCCGACACACACGACCUGCAAUCAGAACUCUCCAUGGAGAACGAGAACUUCCCCGAAGCUGUCGCCGAAGGUCGCUCAGCUCUGGCAUUGAAGGAAAAGCUGUACCCUCUAGAGUCUAGCCUCCUCGCCGAAGCACACUUCAAGCUAGCACUUGCCAUGGAAUUCGCUUCGGUCACAACGACAAACUCAGAGGCAGUAGAGCAGGGCGCUCAGAAGGAGGAAACCGUCGACGAAGACCUGCGUAAGGAAGCAGCCACACACAUGGAAUCCGCCAUCGAGUCGUGUCGUCUACGAGUCGAGAAGGAGCAAUCAGCCCUCCCUACCCUUGCAGCCGACAAGCAAGAUGCAAAGAAAAAGGAGAUUGAAAACGUCAAGGAAAUGAUGUCGGAAAUGCAACAACGUCUCGUCGAUCUCAAGACACCAGUCGCAGCCGCAGACAACCCCCUCCGCGGCAUUCUAGGUGGCAUGCUAGGCGAGACCACCACAGACCAAAAGCAACGCCUCGCAGAAGCAACAGCAAACGCCAACGACCUAAGUGGCCUGGUGAAGAAGAAGAAGCCCGCUGCUGGUCCAGCAACCAAGGUUGAUUCACUCCCCAUCCAAAAGAGAAAACUCGAAGAAGAUACCCAAGACGCGACGAGCAAAAAGGCAAAGGUCGAGGAUGAAGUCAAGGAGGCCUAGAAGAUCGCUAAGGACUUGGGCUUCGAUGUGGACAUCAAUGACCCGGCUCCGGAGUACGGUCCCAAUAUGGAACUCAUUGGACUUUUGUUCCAUGAUGUGGGACCCUUUCCUGUAUUAAUCGAUGGCCACUCUGUUAUGGUGGAAAAGUGAUUGUUGGCUUUUCCCUUGCAGGUGGGUAAUAAUUAUAUUCCAUUACCCCUUUCUCUUGUGUAUUUUUGGAUACUGCUAUUGUGAUUAUGACCAAGGUAAAGGAGCGAAGGCGGCAACAGCAUAAACCCAUGUCAUGCAUGAGGUCUGCAUUGCUCACUUCACAAGGGCUAUCGAUCUACGAUCCGCUCUCGCACUACGACAGCUGCGACAGCACCGUAAUCUGACACCAACAUUCAAGCAUGACAUUUGCGAAUUAGAGUCAUCUAUUCUAUCUCUGUGUCUAUCUUCAGAUCAAGCAAAUGAUGACGAUGUGAA
Messenger RNA from Aureobasidium subglaciale EXF-2481, 1958 nucleotides. RefSeq lists its product as uncharacterized. Gene Ontology annotation, cellular component: nucleoplasm. Bases 102 to 1493 code for a protein of 463 amino acids. The transcript is spliced from 2 exons. Gene Ontology annotation, biological process: CENP-A containing chromatin assembly; DNA replication-dependent chromatin assembly. Gene Ontology annotation, molecular function: histone binding. The record is from RefSeq and is a predicted model, not a curated record. Lineage: Eukaryota; Fungi; Ascomycota; Dothideomycetes; Dothideales; Saccotheciaceae.